UUGGCGGGCUCGAUCGUGCAGGUUUCAUAUAUAAAAUCGGGCUCCCCGAACCGAGCGUAACUCAUUUAGUGCCCAGUGCUCGAAUCGUCCAGAACGAACCCUACGGAUUUCCGUAAAUUUCAUCUCUUCGUGUUUUGUUUGCUCGUGUGUGGGAGUGUUUUUGGAUGUGUGUGUGGUGAUUCUGUGCCUGUCAUCGCCCCCCUGCUCCCUUGGAUCCUUAACGAGUGCAGUGCUGCCAGCUUAGCCGAUCUGUUUUCCAGAAGUGUUUUGAGUGUGAAACAAAGAAGAACCAGCCAAAAUGAAAGCUUUCGCAGUCUGCUUCGCUCUCGUCCUCUCCCUCGCCCUGGCUGCGGCACAGCGCUUCGGAAGUCCGCUGCCCGCGUUCAGCCUCAGCUCGCUCACCGGGGACUUUGGUGGACCGACGGCGUUCGGCGGCCAGGACUUUACCUCCUCGAACAGCCUGGCCGGAGGACGCGAUCCCCGACAGAAUCGAGGCCCGGUGGUGUUCCCACCGCCACCAACUGACGGUCCGAUGGAGUCCAGCGGAGUGGUGGUCGGCGCUUCCGGUUACGGAUUCGUGCCCCCAAACACGCCCCCAAAGUACUUCUAAGCCUUCAACCCAGUCCAACCUGCGUGGAUCAAAGAGCUGGCAACACUUGCGUGUUUAGUGCGUGAAUAACAUCAAGGAUGCGUAACCAUUACUUUACCUGUGUAUUAUUUUGUGCUUGUAGUCCAGGAACUUGCACGUUUCUCGACUGUGUCAAACAAACUUUUAACAGCUAACACCAAUAAUGCCGAGCGAGUAUUCGAGCUGAGCUACAGGACCAUCCUUUCUAAACCAGUGUUCCCACUUUCGUCCAUUUUCUUUCCACAGAUUCCUAUAACUCAGUCUACAGAAAUCUCAGAUACUUCUAAGUCAUAAAUCUCUGUAGCAUUUUGUUGACCACUGACCUCCCCUUCGAUCCCACUUCCCUUUCCGUAAAUUAGAGUUAGAGUUUCCCGAAGCAAGACGAAAACUGCAAUAUCCCACGAAAUAGUUUUUAGUGUAUGAACCGCGCGUGAUCGAGAUGAAUUUGAUGCCAUAUCAAAUUUUAGAGCAGCUAAACGACCCCUUUCCCCCGAAUCAAUUUCAAAAGAAAAUUUAAAACGAUUACAUUUUGGCAUAAAUCUUCCAACCUUCCCGUUAGUAUACGAACCGUUUAGUUGUACAAAAGGACACCAAGAGUAUUUAAGUGCUAGGCGCUGUACAAAUCGAAACCUUGAAGCAACGAUUCGCAAAAAAGCCACACACAAAAAUAUCGCUGGAUUGUAAAGUGAGCCGACCGUGUAGCAAUUAGGUUUUAAUUAUUGUGUUUUUUUAAUUUAAUAAAUUAUUUUUUAAUUCCCGUCGUAAGGCGCGACGCCGCCGAGAAAAGAAGGAAAACACAACAACGAAA
This is a messenger RNA of Culex pipiens pallens (northern house mosquito), 1436 nucleotides long. RefSeq lists its product as uncharacterized. Bases 299 to 610 code for a protein of 103 amino acids. The transcript has 4 exons. The record is from RefSeq and is a predicted model, not a curated record. Lineage: Eukaryota; Metazoa; Arthropoda; Insecta; Diptera; Culicidae.